Hermetia illucens (black soldier fly) is the source of this 935-nucleotide messenger RNA. RefSeq lists its product as uncharacterized. NCBI's taxonomy places the organism in Eukaryota, Metazoa, Arthropoda, Insecta, Diptera, Stratiomyidae. The record is from RefSeq and is a predicted model, not a curated record. Bases 286 to 660 code for a protein of 124 amino acids. The transcript has 3 exons.
CAAACUCCACUCGAUUUCCCAGACCUGACAUGCAUUAUUUUUGUUGCUUGCAUCGUGUUCAGACGGUUUAAAAGGGUUUGUCUUCUGUAUUGUACGGGGUCAAGAAAUUUUGUGCAAGUCUUUAGAGUAUUGGAUCCGCAGUGCGACUCUUCUGAAAGUAUCAAGUUUCAUUUCCUGGCUUUUUUGAUUUGAUUCAGUUUCGGAAACCGUGUGGGUGUAUGUUUUUGGGGAUUAUCAAUAAGCAAGCUACCAAACCUCCUGCUCUUUUCUCUGGAUACUUGAAGCAUGCGCUUACUUGAUGGAAGCACUGGCGCUCCUUCGGAUGAAGAAGCAGCAGCAGCUAGUGGUGGCACCGCGGGACCGGAAGCGCCAAAAGAGGGUAGUGAAGCGCCAUCGGAAGGUACUGAUGCGGGCACGACUGCAGCCCCGGUGACCACAACAGCAUUCUCCCCGCUGGCCUUCGAUCAGUCAUAUACUUGGAUGAUGCAGCUGGUGGUUUUGGUGGCAGCAAUGACGUUGUUCUUUCCAUUCUUGCGAAAUCUGUUCGGCGUGAAGUCGAAAAAGCGACAAGUUGUCAACUAUACAACUUACGAUUCAGACGAAGAUUGCGAUGAAAACUAUGAAGAGGAUGCAGAAGAGGAGUAUUGCGAAGAAGAAUAGAUCAUUGCUGAAUAAUCGUUCACUUUAGACUGAUUGAUAAAUUCCAUUUUCGAAUUUUUAUUGAUUAUUUGAGGAUAUCUCUUUAGAGUAAGGCACAAGCUGAUGCAAUUGACAGAAAUUUUGAAGUAUAGCUCGGGACAAAUUUCAAAAUAUUCUGCAAAGUUUUUAUUGAUUUCGUGAGGUUCUGAGUUCUGCUUUCGUACAUAUUUCGUAUCAUAUUAAGAGAGUGAAUUUUAUAGUUUAUAGAUUCCUUGUAAUAAAUAUGACCGUAAAAA